AUGUUACUCAGCCUCGAAGCCCGUCUCUUAUCAACCGCCAUUGUCAUCUUUAAUUGGGCGACAAGUACCUUCAAUUGUGGCAUUUUCAAUUAUAUUUUCACUGUAACCGCUAAUAAUACAAUCAAAGUAACACAAUCCAGCAUAUCCAAUGCAAUCCUUGAAGCUGUCAAUCAGAAUCUCUUUCAAGGCGGAAGUAGAAGACUAGAAGUUUACAAUUGGCUUCCUGUCGAACUCCAAACCGGAAGCGGGGUCUCUCGUAAUGUUGCUAUUCUCACUGGAGUCACCAUCAUCGUUUCUUUACUGUUUCUUAUUCUUCCCUUGUCUGUUAUCACUGUCACUUGCUGUUGCCAUUGCAGAUUUAGGGCUAAGGAAAACGCGAAUAUUAAUCGAUCUCAUGGAAAGGACACUUACCAAGGCGCUUAUUUUUUGGAGAAAAUUCACGCGCAAGCUCUGGAGGCGAUUAAAAAUUCCGAUAAAAGUACUGACUGUUUCAAUCUUUGUCAUAUCAUCGUGUUCGUUGUCACUUUCCUUCUCCUUGUGGCACUAACUGCUUCAGUUGGAGUUCUUUUCAUUGCUGGAUUUAUGGUGACUGACAUGCUAACAGAGGACACUGCCCAAACACCACCCACUUCCUUCUCAUCUGACAAUUUCACCAUUCUCACAGGAGUGAAGUUCAUUUUCUCUCAGUUUCUCGACUUUUUGAACACUGGUAUCAGUGAUGGUAUAAUUUCCACAGAAAUUCUUCUCAAAGAUAUCAACUCAACUUUUAUGAAUGUACUGGAACCGAAGGUAUCAAGUGCCGUUGAUGAGCUACUGGUCACAUACGGUGUUAAACCCCUAAUGCAUGCAGGUGAAACAUUGCAAGGUGACUUGAAAGUCCUUGAAACCAAUAUGGAUUAUAUCAGGCUGCACAAUCAACAAGUCAGUCAAGAUAUCUCCCAAUUGGUUGGAAAAUUCAGCACAAUUUACAAUCUAGUUGGGCCCGAACUUGACAAAGUUUGUAAUCGUUCAAUGGGACCUGAAAUAGAAAUCUUGUGUGACAGUCUCAAGAGACGUGCGCCCAUAUUAAUUUUGCAAUUCAACGCAUCAGCAAUCAAGGUCGAUCCACCAGCUGUUUUAAAUUUCAUUUUUAAUGAGCUUGGGGUUGACUUAACUGAAAUUCUCAAACAAUUCAGUGAGUUCACAGUAAAAAUCGAAGAAGUUGAAAAUGAUGUUCUCGCCAAGUUGUCGUCUUUUCUUGAUCUAAACUCUAUGCUUGCUCCACUAAUGCGAGUUUGGGACACUUUGGGAAAUGCAACUGUUUCAAUCAGUGGAAAUUUAACCAAAAUCACUGAAUCUAUUUCCGCUAACACAAGUAGUUCACGUGCAUUGGUGUCAGUUUUGAUCUAUGCACCUUUAACCCUUAUUCUGGCUCACCUUGUUGCAAAUUCAGUCGUCGCCACUCUCUAUGCACUCGAAGCUAAGAAAACCGAAGUAUUCUACCGAAGUAGUACUGACUCCUAUGAUUCAUCUCGUGUCUGCAGCAAUAGCGGCAACUUAGUCCAUGCUACGAUCAUACUUGUUUUCUUUACCAUUCUAUGCAUUUUAAUAAUACUUCUACUUCCUGCUGUUACAAUGUUUGCAAGUGACGGCUGUGUCUACCUAGUUGAGCAAAAAGGGGUAGCUCAAACCGAUUGCAUUCUCAAUUCAUAUAUUGAAAAUGAAAUCUGGCCCACUAUUGUUGCAGAGAUCGAAGGAGCGCUUGAGCCAUCAGUUAGAGAUUUUCUUGUCCUUUCUUCUCCUCGAAAUAUUGUCAACGCUUCUACAGUGAUAUGUGGAGAAUCCAUUCAUACGACCAAUUUCAAUGGACUUCUAAGAGCUGUUGGAUGGAAUACGUUCAUCAGCAUUCCAAAAGUCUUCGCAAGUGCUGAUGUUCAAAAGAAAAUUCAGGAAGGGGAACUGACUCUUAAACAGGAAAUUCUGAAUCAAAACCUGGGAAGCUUAAUCCCAUCCGAUUUGGAUGAGAUAAUAAAAACAACCCAGAAUCUGACUCACUAUUUUGAUGCUAUGAAUUACCAGCCCUCCAUUGACGAGCUCUCUCCAAGCAAACUUCCAAGUAAAGAGUUGGCCAAUUACGCAAGCGAUUUGGAAACACUCAUUUCUAAGAUACAAAAUUUGGGACUGCAGGCAAGCGAUAUUUUGCAGCGUUGUGUUAUUUUGAUACGCGAUGAUAUGGUAGCUCUGGAGCAAGUCGGUAGGAACGCUUCCAAGUUACGAGAGGCUUUUAUGGAGGUUCAGGCCCGUAGAAAUUUAACGACGGGGAUUAAUAGUCUCGUAGCCGGUAUUGAAGAAGUUAGAAAGACAUUCAGCAAUGAUUCCACCAUACUCGCACCGAUAACACCAAUAUACUGGAAUCUGGUAGAUUCAUUUAAGGUGGAUCUUGAAUCUGGGUUGGAUCCUGUAAUCCAAUCAUUCUUGCAUAGUAUUCUACCUUGUUCAAAGGUCUACGCAGCUGCUGACGCGUUACUUCAAUUGGUUUGUAAGCAAAAUGGAGUCUUGAGUCGUGCAUUUGUAUGGCUUUAUAUCCUCGCGAUAACAGCGUCAAUCGCAGUGGUACUCUUCUUCAGUACGUUCCUUCUAGGAUUCAUCCAGACCCACCACUUUCGACGGCUUAAAUGCGCCUCGCAAAUAUUUCUCCCAUCCAAGACUAGCUCCUGUGAUCGCUAUAUUCCUUAUCCUUCUUCAAGCUGUCGUAACCAAGUUCUCGGUUCUCACUCUCUUAAAAAGCAAGUCCAUUCUUCAAAUGAAUUGAAACGCCAACAGGAGCUGCCAAAUUACCGACUGACAGCACCUAUUCCAGCUGCCUAUGUUGAUCGGCGAGAUUGCAAUCCGCUUAGAGCGUUUCCACCUGCCGAUGAAAUUAUGGCCCAAGAUGGCGCAUCGGAAAUGUCAGCGAACUCUUUCUAUGAAGAUCCCACUUACCAUCCCGUGCCUGCACCACGUAGUGGAAGACAGAAUCGGAUGGCAGAAACGGAACUUCAUUUAGAGGCAUUGAAUUCCCACCCAGAGGAAAAGCUCCCAACUCAAAAACAUAAUGAAGACUAA
Messenger RNA from Rodentolepis nana, 3084 nucleotides. The record is from the annotation of a GenBank genome assembly. Lineage: Eukaryota; Metazoa; Platyhelminthes; Cestoda; Cyclophyllidea; Hymenolepididae.